Racocetra persica is the source of this 128-nucleotide messenger RNA. NCBI's taxonomy places the organism in Eukaryota, Fungi, Glomeromycota, Glomeromycetes, Diversisporales, Gigasporaceae. The record is from the annotation of a GenBank genome assembly.
AUGGACGUUUCAAAUAUUAAAAAACAAAUACUACAGGCAAAUUGGAAUAUAAAUAUUAAACAUAAAAUUGCAAAAAACCUAGAUCAGUUUCUUGGACCAAAUGCUGACCAAUCGGAGCUUAAAGAAGC